Messenger RNA from Emericellopsis atlantica, 1388 nucleotides. RefSeq lists its product as uncharacterized. NCBI's taxonomy places the organism in Eukaryota, Fungi, Ascomycota, Sordariomycetes, Hypocreales, Bionectriaceae. Bases 416 to 1159 code for a protein of 247 amino acids. The transcript has a single exon. The record is from RefSeq and is a predicted model, not a curated record.
CGAUCCUUGAACUUGACGGCAUUUUGCUCCAAGCUCGAGGUUGACCAUGUUCUUGGCUUCACGCACACUCGCGUGCAUGCAUGCAUGCUGCAUGCAUGUGACUGCCGACUGCAGCAGGCCACAUAUCCCCGGCGAGAGGCUCCAUCUUUUUCCGUGCGCAGCGCCGCGGUCACCUCCGGUCGGGGCACACACACUUGUCUGCCCCAGGUGCGCUGCUCCCGACUGGAGUCGGACUGGGCGCUCCAGUCGCGACUCCAGUCGUCUUCUACAUGCGUAAUUACACAACUCUUGUCGAUUCCGCCACUUGCGUCCACCAACACCAGCAUACGUAAGUAGGCCAUCCAUUGUCCAUUGAUCACUGUCCUAUGUAGAUGGGUAGUUAUUGUUGGGUGAUGUUUCUUUCCCCUCACACCCAAUGGUGAUAGAGAGAGUAUUGAUGAAUAAGAACGCCCGACUCUCAUCCAGCGACUCCAGCCAGCUGCCAGACCCCACACCCUCUCAAGUGUCGACCAGCUCCAAGCCUCCAACAAGCCUCCAAUGUCCAACCUCUGUCCGCGUCAAGCCUCCAACAAGUCCUGUCCCUCCUGCAAGGCACCGUCCCAAUGACAGUCUCCGUGUUCCCCCACCCAGGCCACUGGUACCUCACUCGAGCAGGGGGCGGUCCCUCGUUGUUAUUAGCCUCCCCCCGUUUGACAAGAUAUCUUCCAGUCAAUUAGAUGCUUCGCUCUCAGAUGACUGCCGUCCCUUCUCCCACCGCCCCCAGCUCUACGGCAAUGUAUUGUUCAAUUCCCAUGUUCCCAGGUCCUUGCGACGCCUGUGCACCCCGGUGCUUUCGGGUACCGAUGCUGCUGUUCUCGCUGAUGCCGCUAUGAUCCCAUGCGGUGCUGGGAACCUAAGCCAUGCAGCCUAUUCGUUGGGCUCGCGACCGACCAUGCAACCCAGCCUGCAAGUAGAUUCCCUUCUGGCAUCGCCUGAUAGUCACGAUUGUGUAUUGUUUCAUGUUGAUGACAUUGCCGCAAGCUUUUUGCUCUGGUGGAUGGAUUGUCGCUGGCAACAAGAGGAGAGGAGCUUUGCCUCACGCCUAGGUCAUCAUCGCAGCUUCGUAGUAGACCCGUCGAUCGCCAUCUUAUUAGCUUGGAAGAAUUUGCGGUGGAAAUAAUUUAUCUAGUGCCUGAUGCUCUGUGUCUGUCGUCGGUGUCUUUCGCAGGAUGAUGAUAGGAGCAAAAGCGGCGGGAAGGGUUGUAAAUGCCGAUGAAGCCCGUGCGGACGCUGAGAUGCCGCGCAGCUGUCACUCCCGGAUAUAGUAGAGCCCGUGGAGAUCAUGGGUAAUUAGGAAUCGAAAUGGAACUCGUGUCGUGGAUGUGUCGACGACUGUUAUCGAGCACACC